Chrysemys picta bellii (western painted turtle) is the source of this 4642-nucleotide messenger RNA. NCBI's taxonomy places the organism in Eukaryota, Metazoa, Chordata, Testudines, Emydidae. The record is from RefSeq and is a predicted model, not a curated record.
AUCCUCAAGCAAAACAUGAACAAAUAUCUUCAUUAUUUAUUAACCGUGGAGAAAUCAGAGCUUGGUUAUGAUCCAUAUAACCCUGAGCUUCCCAAGCCUUCGACCCAAAUAGUGAAUGGUGCUUUGGGUGACAUUACAGUGUCAACCCCUAGCAUUCUGCAGCUGGAGUUGGUCAACAAGGCCAUUGAAGAGGUAAAAUAUGAAGUUGAGAGAGAGCAGAAAAAGUAUGAGGAGCUAUUGGAGACAACAAAGGAAUACAGCACAUCUGAGGCUACUUCGCUUAUUUCCAAAACACCUGUAUCAGCUGCUGUGACAAAAACAGACUCUUUAGAAUAUAACCCAGGUAGCUAUAACUUGAAUAAUAACACAGACUACAACCCUACGCCUUUGGCUGCUGCUAGUUCAAGUAAAUACACCUUGGAUACUUUUGAUAAUGCAAAAUCCAAAGGCAGUUCAUUGGAAUACGUUCCCAAGGUUGUGGCUCAGCCUAAAAAAUACAGUAGCGUUGUCACGAACAAUAAGUAUGUGAUUGAUGACUCCAAGCCUUCUACGGACUUGGAAUAUGACCCUCUUUCAAAUUACUCAGCAAGGCUUUUGAGCAAAGCCUGCACAAAGGAGCAGAAGGGGACCAAAAGGAGAAAGGUCUCUAGUCAUGGAGAAUCUUAUUCUCCUUCACGCAAAAAGCACUGUAAUGUAUCCAAUAACUAUGGAACGUAUGCCAAAUUCUCUGACUCUGAAGAGGAUGUCGACUUGGAAUACCAGCCAACCUCCGUUAGCCGUUUACAAUCUAAAGUCAGUUCUGAAAAUGAAUCAAGUGAUGGGUUGUCCAUCAAAGAAAAGAGCACCAAACUGGAAGACCUAAAUUCCCGGGAGAUGAAAGAAAUGGCAGUGCAGUAUGACAUGGAAGAUAUUGAAAGUCCACAGAAAAAUCUUGUCAAAGACUUGUCGGAGAAGAAUACAAAAUUGGCAAAGGCAUCUUCUGGCAAGAAUGAUCAGGAUGUUGAAGAGAAAGACAGCAAAGAGAUUGCAAAAGACAAAAUGAAAAAGAAAAAAACAGAUGGCAGGAAACCCCCUUGCCACAAAGAGAUGGGCAAGAAGGAGAAAAGUAAAAACACAAAGAAAGAGAGAAUAGUCAAGAAAGAAGAAAAAUUAAAAAUUAAAAAUGGAGAAAAAAACUGUAAAGAGAAAAGUAUCAAAGCAAAACCAGACGGGAAUUCGAAGAAAUCUGAAAAAGAGAAAUUGGAAAAAGUGGCUAAGAAAGAGAAGUCUAAGUCCACCAGUUGUGCAGCCAGCUCAGGGAAGAGCAAGAAUGAGGGACUCUGUAAGGGAGCUAGCACAGAGAAGCUGGAAGGUAGCAAGAAGGACUCCGUGCUAAAGGCAGCUGAUCUGAAAAAUGGCAAACAAGCCUCUAGCGAUAAACACAAAGACAAAGGGGGCAAGACUUCUGCCUCUGAUCGUCCAAAAAAGAAGGCAAGCCCUGCGAAAGUGGGGAACUCAAAAGGCAAGUGUAAGCCGAAACAGCGGACAUUGAGCCACGUGGACCUUUUUGGAGAUGAGAGUGGGGAGGAGGAGAAGGUGGGCCAAUCUCUGGCUCCAUUUCCAAACAUGAGCUCAGACUCCGAUGGCGAUGAUGGCUCCUAUGGUUUUCAGAGUGAUAAUGAAGGGACAAAGAGCAUUCAGCGCUCCAAGCUGUCCAAGUCAUCUUCAUCCUCCUCAGCCUCUGAUGACAUUGAUUAUUCCGUCCUGGAGAAAGAUUUGGAUUAUGACUCUGACCCCAUGGAAGAGUGCCUCAGAAUUUUUAACGAAUCCACGGAUGUGAAAACAGAAGACAAGGGAAGGCUAGGGAAGCAGCCACUGAAAGAAGAGGCAAGUGAAGAAAAGAUGGAUGACGCUUUAACCACUCUAUUUCCUGGCCAAAAAAGGAGGAUCUCUCACCUUGCCAAGCAAGGAAACGCAGAUGUCCCGAGCAAACCAGUCAUCCGGCCGUACCGCCCACCCACUGCCCAGGAGGUCUGUUACCGGAGGAUUCAGCUGGCACAGCAGCAGGCGGCACAGCUGGCUGUGGCAGUCCAAAAGGCCUCUCUUGCCUUGCCAGGAGAAAAGAAAAGGAUUGCUCAUGUGCCAAAUGUAGCACUUUCCACAGCAGCAAAGCAGAUCACUGUGGGCAUUAAGAAAACCAUUCCAGUCAGCAGCGUUACAGCCCCCAAUGGCUCUGAGGCACCUGCUCUUACCCUGAAGGCCCGGACGCUAACUGGCAUGACGUCUAAGACAACUACUACUGCUUUCCAGAAAAGAAUAGCACACGCUCCCAGUCUACAGAGCGCUAGUUUAAAGAGGCCCGUUAUUCCCACUGAGUUUGGUGCCAAAGUCCCAACCAACAUUCGCCAAAGGUACCUCAAUCUCUUCAUUGACGAGUGCCUGAAGUUCUGCUCUUCCUCACAGGAAGCGUUUGACAAGGCUCUAUCGGAGGAGAAGGUGGCUUAUGAACGCAGUACCAGCCGGAACAUCUAUCUGAAUGUGGCAGUGAAUACGUUAAAGAAGCUAAGAAGUCUAGUGCCCAAUUCCCCGCCUUGUGUAAACAAGACCAGUAACAGGAAGGUGGUGUCCCAUGAAGCUGUGCUAGGAGGGAAACUCGCUGCUAAGACGAGCUUUACGCUAAACCAGUCAGGGAACUUGCGGGCGGAGGACUUGACAGGAGCUGCUUUGUACAGAAGACUGAAGGAAUAUCUCCUGACGGAAGAGCAGUUGAAGGAAAAUGGUUACCCAAUGCCACAUCCAGAGAAAGCCGGCCGUGCUGUUGUUUUCACUGUGGAAGAGAAGAAAACGACGGACUCUUCAUGCAGGGUUUGCUGCCGCUGUGGUACUGAAUACAUGGUCUCAGCAUCUGGAAACUGCAUUCGCAAAGAGGAGUGUCUCCAUCACUGGGGAAGGCUACGCAAGCAGCGAGUGCCGGGGGGCUGGGAAACACACUACAGCUGCUGUUCAGGAGCUGUGGGUUCACCAGGAUGCCAGGUGGCCAAACAACAUGUCCAAGAUGGCCGGAAGGAGAACCUGGAGGGUUUUGUGAAAACUUUUGAGAAGCUGCCUACUACCAAUGGCUAUCCAGGGAUCUACGCCUUAGACUGUGAAAUGUGUUACACCAAGCAAGGACUGGAGCUGACGAGAGUAACCGUGAUCAACUCGGACCUGAAAGUGGUCUAUGACACCUUUGUCAAACCGGACAACAAAGUGGUGGACUACAACACCAGGUUUUCAGGUGUGACGGAGGAGGACCUGGAGAACGCAAGCAUCACCCUGCGAGACGUGCAAGCUGUUCUAUUAAACAUGUUCAGCGCAGACACGAUUUUGAUAGGACACAGCUUGGAAAGUGAUUUAUUUGCACUAAAGCUUAUCCAUAACACAGUGGUGGAUACUGCAGUUGUCUUUCCCCACCGGCUGGGUUUGCCUUACAAACGAGCACUCCGGAUGCUGAUGGCCGACUACCUCAAGCGCAUCAUCCAAGACAACGGUGAGACUUCAGAGACUGGAGAAACGGGAACGCUGCUUUCCCAUCUAAUUCCACCUACACUGCGAGGUCCUCCACUCCUCUCUCCCCUUCUGCCCUUACCACCACGUGUGCCCCACCAAGUGGAGAUUGGGGCCUCACCGUGCUAGGUGCAGUGCAAACUCCUAGUCAGACAGUCCUUGCCCCAAACACCUUUCACUCUUACAAGACGAUACAAAGGGUGGGAGAAAGGAAACGUUAUUGUCCCUGCAUUGCAGAUGGGAAACGAGGCACAGAGAGUAAGUGACUUGCCCAAGGCCAGUGGCAGUCUAUAGCAGGGCUGGGACUCGAUCCCACGUCUCCUGAGCCACCCUUCCUCUUUGUUCCCCUGUCUCGAAGCUGCAAGUCAUGUCCCCGUUCACGCUGAGACCAGCCCACGCACUAAAGCACAGCAGCGCCUCUCCUGAAAGCCCACGUAGCGAGCCUGCUAGUGAGUCAUGUUCACGUGUCUGUCUAACUGCACGGGAGCCAUCGCGGCCUCUAGACUGUAAAUCCCUUUGAGCAGGGAUCUUGCUCUCAGGCCUGGCUGUUGUUAAGCACUCUGGAUGUUUUCAGCACUACAUAAAUAACCUUGCAGGGCAGAGCAGUAGGACGUUUUUCAGAGCUCUCGCUUGAUCUUUCAGGCAGGGGAGAAUUGAGGAGCCAGGGGUGAGAUCAGGUCCUAAACCACCCUUUCCACCCCUCCGCUUUUGUCAGGCUCAGAAUGCUUCAAGCUGAGCCUUGUUCUGGUGCCAAAGUCAGGCCAUUCUGAUGGGGCGGGUGCAGGCUCCAGCGCCCGCUCCUCCUCUGAGGCGUCUGCCGGCCCCACAUCCAGUUUCUGUAAGGCAAGUGUCAGCGGUUGCCUGCUCCUUGUGCAGAGGGGUCUAGCGAGCCGAUGGUGGUGCUGAGAUGUCAGGGGAAUUCAGCUGCGUGAGCCACAUAACCUCCCCUGGUACUUCUGCCCUGCUCUCGGGCGUGUGAAAUUCCCGCUGGCAUCUGUCAGCUCAGAGUUUCCCCUGAAGAGUGUAACUGUCUCUGCUGCGUUUUGCUCUGGACUCCUCCAGGAGACUGUCCUGAGGCCUCCCUCUGAAACGAGGUGCUCCAAGGAUGGGCUACGCU